Molecule: messenger RNA, 513 nt
Organism: Hordeum vulgare subsp. vulgare (domesticated barley)
Lineage: Eukaryota; Viridiplantae; Streptophyta; Magnoliopsida; Poales; Poaceae
Exons: 3
Coding region: 54-389 (111 amino acids)
Biological process (GO): DNA repair
Cellular component (GO): SOSS complex; nucleus
Source: RefSeq, a predicted model, not a curated record
ACGAACAAAGUAUUUGUGGGCUCAGGCCUGCGAACCACCAAGACUGGAAGUCCAUGGCGGCGGAGGAAGCGGAGCUUGGUUCCCCGGCGUCGGCGCAGCCGCCGGCACCGAAGCGGCGGAAGAUCGAACCGUCUCGGAGGAGUAGACCUCCUUCUCAAACUGCUGUUGAUAAGGACAAAGUGGCGGCAUCAUCCAAUACAUCGGUUUCAGGCACACCGCUAGCGAGAGUGGAUCUCAACAAAAUUAGAGAGGCAAAGCAAUUUGCUGUCCUUCAAGCACAGCACGAGGGAUGCCUUGGAAGCUUCAAAAGCUUUGAUUCUCUGUUUGGAAAUUAUCUCGUUCCUGUUACUCCAAGCGAUGACUUCUUCGAGCAAAUUUCAAAGAAGUGAUCCAACAAAUUUGACAGACGUGAAGAGGUAGGACGAUGAUCAUGCUAGAUUUACUAACAGAGUAAUAGUUAUGACUUCAAAACAAACUGUAUUUUAUUUUGAAAUUGAGGUUCUGUUCUUCAAA